AUGGCUGCUGCAUCCUUCGUUACCUACCUCGAGACGCCUAGAGAGUUCCGGCUGCUGGGGUUCCGGGCGCCGCCGCCGUCUCCGGUCACCGGCGUUGUGACAAACGGUGGCUCUGGAUCACCUGAGUACGGUGAGUGCCCCGACGGCAACGAAGAUGACGAGGUCGGCAGGUUCCUGCGUCGCUCCGCCAAGGUCCCGGUGCUGCGGCUGCCGGAGAGGGCCAUCCCGCGGAAGAAGAAGAAGAGUGAUAAGGCGGCGUGGGCUCCCCCAGUCAUCGACAUGCGCCUGCUGGACACGCCGGAUGGCAGUGGUCCGGUGGUGGAGGCUCUGAGGUCGGCGGCCGUCGCGUUUGGCUGCUUCCAGGUGGUUGGCCAUGGGGUCAAUUUGUGCCUGGUCUCUGCUGCGGCGGGGAGGGCGAGUUCGCCUACGCCGGAGGAGGCCGGUGGAGAAGAUGGUGAGGAGCUGUGGUGGUCACCGAGCGAAGGAGACCAGUUGAGGUGCGAACUUGCCCAUUUCGUCGGAAGGCAACUAAUCAAAGGACUCUAUAUGAUGCUAACCCCUGGUUUUGCCGUGUCCAGGAACGGGGCAGCCGAUCUGUUCACCCAGCUGGAGCAAACCGCAGCCAAACUGGUGGAUGCCUUGCAGCGGGACAGCGUUGGCGCCACCAUGGUCAGAGCUGACAGGAACGGCUCGCAACUCUGCAUCCGCACGCACCACGGCCGGCAGUGCGAUAUCGGCCCUAUCACUAUCAGCCAGGACGACAUCCUGAGGAUGCUGAUCAAGAGCUCGCGCUGCCCGCGUGCUCUCGCUCUCCACCUCUGCCCCGGCGCCUCCACGUUCCACGUCUUCUCCCGGCAGCGGGGAUGGUCCAGGUUCCGCCCCCUCGGUGGCGCCGUCGUGGUCACCGUCGGAGACCAGCUUCAGGUGACGCACCAGUCUCUUGAGCGUGACCCUUUUUUCAGACGAAAUCUGGCCGAUCUUGCAAAUGCACGCUGCAUCAUCGCAUGGAGCAGUGGACUCUACAAGAGCGUGGCCGGGAAACCGGCUUACAGCGACGGCGAUCUCCGAGCAGAACGCGGCUGCGACGUCGUCUCGGCGGAGUACCUCCACACCUGCUCUUCGGCUAGCAUGGAGAGCGAGCCCCUGGACGCGGAUGCCGGGAAGACCAUUCAGUUGAAUGUGCAGAUCAUUGUAGCAGCUUGCCUUGUGCUCCUUUACUACUUUCUCCUGUCAUGCUUGUAUACGAUUUGGUCUUGA
Molecule: messenger RNA, 1257 nt
Organism: Triticum turgidum subsp. durum (durum wheat)
Lineage: Eukaryota; Viridiplantae; Streptophyta; Magnoliopsida; Poales; Poaceae
Source: the annotation of a GenBank genome assembly